This is a messenger RNA of Candidula unifasciata, 999 nucleotides long. NCBI's taxonomy places the organism in Eukaryota, Metazoa, Mollusca, Gastropoda, Stylommatophora, Geomitridae. The record is from the annotation of a GenBank genome assembly.
AUGACCGCACGAAGGUCCGUCGUAUUGACUGUUCUGGUUGUAACGAGUGUUAUCAACGUAGUUAUGAUUUUACACUUAAUUAGGUUACACUCCACCAAAGGUUCUCCAGUGUCCACUUCAUCUGACGUUAAACAUGCCUCAAACCCCGGCCUUCAAGGAUCUCCCCAAGAUCUACGAGAUCAACAAUUUGCAACUCUACACAGGCUGAAACGCAAUCUAACACUUCAGCUGGAACUACAAAAGAAAAUAAUAGCAUUCCUGUCCCAAGAAAUUAUAAACAAUCAUAACUUUUCCUACAUACACAAUCCGAUAAAGACAUGCUCAUCAGAAAAAAUUACUGUUUUGUUUGUUAUACCUUCAGCUCCAACUAAUUUCGAGAAUCGGGACAAAGUCAGGAAAGGCAGUCGGGCAAGUUACAUACAUGACUCAAACAACCAAGCCAAACUUCUCUUCUUCCUUGGAAGAUCACAGUCUAACGCAACUGACGAAGACAUACAACAGAAAAUCAAUGAAGAAGUUAUAAAGUACAACGAUAUAGUCCAAGAUGGGUUUGAAGACUCCUACAGAAACAUGCGCCUGAAAGCUGUUUCCAUGUUAAAAUGGGCAUCGAAUUUCUGUGGACGGGCUAAGUACGUCAUCAGAACCGACGACGACGUGCAAGUUAACCCAGAAAAACUUGUAGCUGCGCUCGAUCGAAUGAGCAAUGAAUUUAGUGACUUUAUUUUAGGACAAGUUGUUUCUGGGUGGGAGCCUAUUCGGCGGAAAGAAAAUAAGUAUUUCUUAUCGCAGGAAGAAUAUCCCUAUUCGACGUUACCACCUUUCGUUCUUGGAGGAUUGUUGGGCUAUCCGAUGACGACUGUAAAACUUCUAUAUCAAGCUGCACUUAGAAUGAAACCCUUAUGGUUAGAUGAUGUGUUCAUUACAGCUAUUUGUGCUCAAAAAGUGCAGGUACCUCUACUGGCUGAUCCGGAUUUUGUUUUCAAGCAUUGGGCGUGGUAG